This is a messenger RNA of Ceutorhynchus assimilis (cabbage seed weevil), 3836 nucleotides long. Lineage: Eukaryota; Metazoa; Arthropoda; Insecta; Coleoptera; Curculionidae. The record is from the annotation of a GenBank genome assembly.
GUUUCAGUGGCGCCUAAUCUUCCAGCUAUUUCCGCAACAGCAGGCGCCGGGGUGCUGCUACUCUGCAAGAUAAGAAUGUUCUCGGUUUGCUGCUACCGCUUGGUCCUCGCCGAUGGCAAAGUUGUUGUUUCAUGGAGUAAAGUUGUCAAACGAAACGGAGCCGAGAAGCCGGUUGGUUGGUUUGGUUUUAGUUUUUAGUCGUGGUCCAGUGCUCGACAAAUUGAGCCGCGAAGCGCCGAUCGGCAAAGGAACUACCACGCGACUUAAGUUUAUCGAAGUCAAUCGGAAGGGUUGUUUUUCAAAAUUUUGUGAAUGCUCACCCCGAGUGACGUUGUGUUGCUUUUAGUGAAAUUUUUCAUAUUUUUUUUUGUUCGUAUAAAGCUCACAAACUAUGAUUGGGAAAGCAGUAGUACGAUUUUCCUUGACUUUAAUUGUGACCGCCAUGGGAGUAUCCGCUGCCAUUAAAUGUCACGUUUGGAGGGAAAUACUGCCAUGUGAAUGUCAGGUAUCUGCACCACAGACGAGAAGCACUAGUGUAACUUGUGAGAAUAUGUUGUCUUUUACACAAGUUGUAGACAUCUUAAGGGGCCGGUUUCAUUCCAAUGAAAAAAUCAAUUUACGGCUGGAAAGAUCGAAUCUACAGGAUCUGCAGUAUCGAGAGUUUCGAGAAAUCAAUGUGACUAUCGAGAGUAUUAAGCUCAAUCAUGAUUAUUUAGGAUAUCUCGACGAAAACACCUUCAAUGGCAUGUCCAGAGUAACCUACGUAAGCUUCGCUGAUACCCCGAUUGAUGCCAUACCAGGACACCUCUGGAAAUAUAUGCCCAAUAUUCAGACAGCCGAUCUUGGAAGGACAAAAAUAAAAGAAAUAAUGUAUAACGACUUCCAAGAUUUACAUGACAUAAGAACACUAGUUCUUUCUGGAAAUCAAAUAUCUAGAAUCGACCGUAGCUCAAUCCCGUACCAAAUUCAGCGAUUACACCUCGGCCGAAAUAGGAUAUAUCAUUUGAAUGGGACCUUGACAGGUUUGAGAAAUUUAAGUUGGUUAUUUCUGAAUGCAAACGAGUUUGUGGAUUUGCAAGGACAACUUCCGUAUGAAGCUCCACAUCUGAGAAUGAUUCACGCGUCCCAUAACAGGUUAGUGAGGGUUCCUCAAGAGUUAUCUAACUAUCCGCGGCUUGAAACAGUUUUCUUGAAUAAUAAUGAAUUUACCACACUGGAUGGAGCGGUUUCGGGAUGCAAGGCUCUGGAAAGGAUAGAUCUCGAAUCCAAUCAAAUACACACAAUCACUGCUACUGAUUUCUUAGAAUGCGAAGUGUUGGAUACAUUAGAAUUAGCUCACAAUCAAAUAACUACACUGAAUAAUUCUCUGAUUCCUCUGAAAAGCUUGGAGACGCUAAAUAUGCAAUACAAUCUACUCACGGAGUUCUCUUUCAAUGAAAUAAUUGGCUUGGAGAGGCUCAGAAGAAUUGAUUUGUCCUUUAACCAGAUUUCUAAUUUGGUUGGACCAGCCUCGAACCUUGUCGAGCCCAACAUCAGACUAACUGAAUUAAAACUCGAUCACAACGCAUUAGAAACUUUAAAUGCAGCUCUGAGCGGCCUCUCAGAGCUGCUUAGACUCGAUCUUAGCUUCAAUAAAUUGAGAAGAAUAUCUCCCGACGAUUUGAUAAACCUAGAUCAACUAAGGUUACUGGAUAUUUCGCACAAUCAGUUGAAAACUUUGGAAGAAAUGAGCAAAACAUAUCUACCCAGAUUGUCUGAAUUGAAAGCGACCCACAAUCAGCUAACCAUAUUAGAGCACGAUUUCCAUGGCCUGCCUGUUCUUUGUGACGCGGAUCUUUCCAGUAAUCAUAUUGUAGCUUUGGGUAGAGAACUUGUAACGAAGACAAGGUGUAAGAUUGAACAUGGAGUGCACGAUGGUACAUAUGAUACCUUAAAAAUCUUACUAACAGAUAACCCUAUUCUAUGUGACGCAGCCUUGCCUGAAAUUACAUCAGAAAUGGAAACGAACCACACUAAAGUAAUUGGUGUUUCUUAUCACUGUCCACCGCUUAAUGAACAACCAAUCACUUCCAGGCCGAACGGUUACUUAGGCUAUGUUGUUCCAAUACAAACGACUCCCAGUGUACCAGUUUUACGUCCGGUUUAUGGAAAUUCUGCUUACGAUUCUUCGCCAGAUCGGUUAGAAACACCUAAUCAGAUUCAACCGAACUUACAUUUGGCUCAAGCUCCAAGAGUAACUGAACAGUAUCAGAACUAUAAUAACCCAGAUAAUUCCGAAGGUCGUGAUGCAGCAGUAAUUCAACAAACAGUUAACGACGAACCGAUCGCAGUAACAGUUCUGAAAUCAGAACCAGUAUCCAAUCAGUCCCAAGAAAAUUUACCUCCUAAACUGAACACAACAACUCCGGUUGUAAUUGAUCCUGUUGUCCAAGGCCAAGUCAUCAACAAGUUAGCGUCGGAAAUUGAAGAACUUAAGACUAGGAUAGAGGAGAUUAGUGUCCAAAACGAAAGAUUGUUCAACAAAACGAUCUUAGAGCAUUCGAAUUUGACUGUGAAAGUUCCAUGAUUUUUACUCGUUGAUGUUUUAAAUUACGUCCUAGUCAUUUGAGUAAAGUUUAGUUUUACUGUAUGUAUUGAAGAAAAAUAGUUCCAAUAUCAGAUAUCUUACAGUAUUCAGUGUCACAGUGUCAGUAGAUAGAAAAUAUAUAUGAUAAAAGGUUCAUUUUUAUGUAUUGACUGUAGGAGUUUUGCAAACAUGGCUUGUACAUAGGUACAUAGAAUCCAAACUACGAAAAUUUCCUGCUAUCUGUUUGUUGUGUCAUAUAGGCAUAAAUUAAAUAGAAUAAUAUAUUUAUGAUACAGAUACUAUUGAAUUUAUUGUGUACAUAAUAUAAAGACUACAUGUAAAGCUUAAAUAGGACAGAACUGAUUGACAGUAAUCAUGUACCUAUGCUUGAAUUAUUUUUAUUUUUUUUCGCAAUCCUAAUAUCUACCUAAAUCUAUUUACAGGAUCAAAUCUAAUAGUACCUAUUACCUAUCAUGUUAUGAUUCAAGUUAAAACAUUCGAGAAAAUUUAAUUUCUAUUGCAAUACCUAGAUUAUUUUUUCAACUACAAAAUCUAAUUUUUGAAUAAUGAAGUGCAACAAACAGUUAGUGGCUUUAAUAAUAAAUAUUUCAUAGUUAAAUUAGGCAACAUAUGAAAUACAAUAAUUAAAAGUUCAAUAAUAAUAUUAAAAAAUAUGUAAAUAUGCAAAACACCUGUCCUAAAAUUGGCUGUUCACAAUUAAAAAAAUUAAAUUAUAUAAAUAUUUCAAAUACUUAGUAUAGAUAUAGAGGUAUAUUAUUAUUAUGUAGUAGUUAUAGGAUGUAUUUCGGUGUACAUAUCACGACUUUAUUGCUAUUGUUAGGUUUUUAUAUAGGCUGAUUAAAUAAUAUAUAUUAUCAUUUGAUUUUUAUUUAUAAAUAAUUCAUAAUUUCAAUACGGUUUAUUGUUUUUUUGUAGAAAGUUUUCAGUAUAAACUAACAUCUAAAUUAGAAUUUUUGAAUUACGUAGUUUGAAUAAAUUCAAUUAAUCCCUUUUUAUCAAAAAUUGGAUAAUAACUAUUGAAUAAGUAGCAACAGUCGAAGUAACAGAUCCAAGUAUUCCCCAGUUGAGUUGAAAAAAUCCUCCAGCGUGCACGCACACUUUUCGAGAUUGGCUUUGUUGUACCAGGAAAUUUAACUCUUUCAUGAAAAGAUUAUUCUUUUCAUUUUUCGAAUUCCGAUUUAACUUGUUCAAAAUGGAGUAGCAAAUUGAUGAAGUCUUUUGGCCUUCGUUUUGCAAAUCUUCUCCUAUU